UCCUAGCAACUCCGGGUGAUCGGCACAGCCCCCAGCUGGCAACCCAAAUAUUUAAAAGCACACCUGGUUAAAGUUUAAUCCCCGUCACGAUGAUGAUGUGGCAGCAGGAGCUGCGUGUCAGGAGUGGUUCUGUGCCCGGGGUCCAGGUGGGAGCUCCUGGGGAGAAUGGGAUGAGCAAAGCCGGCCUCGUCAGGGGCUGCCUGGAGCGUUUCCCACCAUGAAUGGGUUCCCAAACUGCUCUGCCAACUACACCAAGAUCUGGAGUCAUUACUUGGUGCUGGCCCUGGGCAUCCCCCAGCUGACCAUCAACGUGGCCUCCAUCAUCUUCAACUGCACCGUCAUCUUCACCCGCCUGGCCACCAGGGACCUGCACAAGCCCAUCUCCAUCCUCUUCUGCAACCUGGCUGUCUCUGACCUCUUCACCAGCUUCUCUGGCUUCUGGAUCUCCAUGUUCUUCAUCACCAACCCCGACAUCACCAUCUUCGGCUCCCAGGACAUGCUGGCUCCCUACGCCCUCUACACCACGUCCAUCUUAUCCACCAUCUACAACCUGGUGAGCAUCGGCAUCGAGCGCUACCUGGCCGUGGCCGAGAGCAUGAGGACGAGGUUCAGGGUGGCCAGGAACCACUCCAUCGCCGUGGUCUUCAUCAACUGGGUCCUGGCUUUCUUCCUGGGCUGCCUGCCCCUGAUGGGCUGGAACUGCCUGCACGCGGAGAGGAACGUCUCGGUGCUCUACAGCCCCUUCUGCGUCAACUACCUCGUCUUCAUCGCCAUGCCCAACGUGGCGCUGGCCUUCCUCGUGCCCCUGUUCACCUACCUGAGGAUCAUCAUCAUCCUGAGGAAGAGGAAGCUGAGGAUGCAGGCGUGCGGCCAAGCCACGGGCACCUACAAGUCGGCAGAGACGCAGGUGGCCAGGACCAGCAUCUCCAUCUGGCUGCUGGCGCUGGUGUCCUACGCGCCGUUCUUCGCCGGCGUCAUCUUCGACGCCGCCAACCAGCGCUGCCACACCGACCUCUACCCCGGGGUGUACAUCUUCAGGAACUGCACGGCCAUGCUGAUCACCAUCACCUGCCUGGGCAACCCCAUCCUCUACACCCUCAAGUUCAGGGCGCUGGGGGCCAAGCUGAAGGCGCUGCGCUGCCUCUCGGCCAACCGCGUGCGGGCCUGCACCAUCGAGAACAUCUAACCAGGAACGGGGAGCCAAACGCGCACGGAGGGUCACGGUGGGCUCAAAAACCCGCGUGGACGUGGCCCUUGAGGGAGUUUGGUGGUGGAUGUGGUGGGUUGGUGAUCUCAGAGGUCUUUCCCAGCCUUGGCAGCUCCGUGGUUCCCUGCCCAGCCCGGGGAUGGAGGAUGGAGGAUGGAGGAUGGUGGCUCCUCCCAGCAGGGUCCCCGCUGUCCCUGGCCCUCGGGAAGCUCUGCCUGUUCAUUUGGAACGGGAGCUGCUGUCCCUGCAGUUAAAAAUAACAACUCCAUUAUCGGUGUUUACUCUGCGCCGCGGCCGCGCUCGCCGCCCUCACGUCCCUCUCUGUGGGUUGUGGCUCUGGAGAGGGGGAAACAGCUGGAAAAUUCCCAGGAAUUUUGGGGAAUAACAGCGUUUUGCUUUCUUGUUUAGUCAGUCAAAUUGUGACUUUUGACUGCUGGGUGAAUCUUUAUUAACAGGGGCACUCAGAGCUGUUUCCCUGCUGUAAUUUUAAUUGCUGGAUGAGGUGGUUUUGUGAGAUAUUUUGGCUGUGGUUUCAUAUUUCUGCUUUUGAGGGCACACUCAAGUCCCUGGCUUGUGACAUUUGUACUGUUCCAGGUGAAAACCUUGGCUGAGCUCCUCAGGACCAGAGCUGCAGCCAAAUUGCCUGUAAAAAAAAGAAAUAAAAAUGUCAAGACCAGGUGUUUUGUAAAAGAAAAAGGUCUGAACUCCUCCCUCUCAAAAGCAAAGAGAGUUGGUUUCUGGGUAUUUAUUUAGUAGGUAUUAUUCUGUCAGAUCCCAGUGGAGAUGGAUGCUUAUUCUUAGUUACACUGGGAUAUUUCCUAGAAGAAUCUCAAUGUUUAAACUUCUUUAGAAGCCUGGAUUGGAUAGUUUUUGUGCCAUCAGCUCAUGUUUCUGGUUCUGCACUGCUCAGCUGCUGCUCUGUGGUAUUUCAUCAA
Molecule: messenger RNA, 2142 nt
Organism: Poecile atricapillus (Black-capped chickadee)
Lineage: Eukaryota; Metazoa; Chordata; Aves; Passeriformes; Paridae
Product: lysophosphatidic acid receptor 1-like
Exons: 1
Coding region: 218-1186 (322 amino acids)
Biological process (GO): G protein-coupled receptor signaling pathway
Cellular component (GO): membrane
Molecular function (GO): G protein-coupled receptor activity
Source: RefSeq, a predicted model, not a curated record